AUGGCGCCAUCCUACGAGAACCUGCCGCUCGACGACGACGAGUUCGACGAGUCCAACAUCGACUUUACCGACAUUGAAGAACAAUUCCAAGUGCGCCUCGACGAGGGACUCGAUGCGUUUGUGGUGAUUGACGGCCUGCCCGUGGUGCCCGAGGACAGCAAGGGCAAGCUGGUCAAGUUUGUGCUGCGCAAACUGAACACGGUGGGCAAGGUCAAGGAGGACGGCGUGCACAUGCCCGUGGGAGACAAUGGCAAGACUGAGGGAUAUGCCUUUGUCGAGUACAGCGCGCCCGCCGAGGCGGUCGCGGCCGUCAAGCAGCUGCACGGAACCGCGCUCGACAAGAAGCACACCAUGGCCGUGAACAAGCUCACCGACAUCGACCGCUACGGGAAGGAGGGCCGCAUCGACGAGGAGUACCACGCCCCCGAGAUUGCGCCGUUCGAGCAGAAGGAGCACUUGAGGUGGUGGCUCGGCGACCCCGACAGCCGCGACCAGAUGGCCUUCUACCGCGCCGACAAGGUGGGCAUCUUCUGGAACGAGAAGGAGGAGACGCCCGAGCAGAUUGUCGACCGCGAGAACUGGACCGAGUCCUUCAUCCAGUGGUCGCCGCGCGGCACCUAUCUCACAUCGAUGCACGCGCAGGGUGUGCAGCUGUGGGGUGGCAAGGCGUGGAGCAGACAGAAGCGAUUCGCACAUCCCGGCGUCAACCUGGUCGACUACUCACCCGGCGAGAAGUACCUCACCACCUGGUCGCACCGCCCGCUGCAGGUCGACGAGAACAACCCCGUCCCGUCGCUCUCGCUCGAGGACGACGGCAAGAACUACAUCAUCUGGGACAUCGCCACGGGCAAGCCGCUGCGGUCGUUCCAGACCAUCGACGUGCCCGCGGGCACCGACGCCGAGGGCAACCCCGUCAAGAAGAAGAUGCAAUGGCCAACGUUCAAGUGGUCAGCCGACGACCAGGCGAUACACGUGUUUGUCCUCAUCACCACCGGCGAGGUCGUCCCCAACGCAGCAGUCGGACCCAAGACUGCUGUGUCCUUCUUCGCACCCGAGAAGCUCAAGGGCGGUGCUCCCGGUAACUUCCGCCACAUCCGCACCAUCGACAAGAAGAACAGCAACGCCAUCUACUGGUCGCCCAAGGGCCGAUUCGUCGUUGUCGCUGCUCUGCAAUCACAACAGUCUUUCGAGCUCGACUUCUAUGAUCUCAGCUUCGAGAAGCCCAAGGAUGAGUCCGAGAAGGGCGACAAGGAGCUCAACGCCAACCUACAGCUCAUGGAGACGGUCGAGCAUUACGGAGUCACCGACAUCGAGUGGGACCCCACUGGUCGCUACGUUGCUACCGUUGCAAGUGCGUUCCGCCACCGCAUGGAGAACGGCUACCACCUGUACGACUUCAAGGGCACGCUCCUCCGCGAAGAGAGCAUCGAGGGCUUCAAGCAGCUCCUCUGGCGCCCACGCCCACCUACCCUGCUCUCCAAGGAAGAGCAAGCCGAGAUCCGCAAGAACCUGCGCAACUACUCCAAGGUCUUCGACGAGCAUGAUCUUGCCAAGAGGAGCUCCGCCAACCGCGCUGUUGUCGAGGCACGCCGCGAGAUGCUGCAAGAAUGGAAGCAAUGGCGUGAGGAUGUCUUGCACAGGCUUCAAGAGGAAGGUGCGGAUCUGGAACUCAGUGCUGCGAAGGGAGAGGCGCCGGGUAAGGCGGAAGACGGCCAUCUUGAGGAGAUUGAGGAGAUUGUCGAGGAGAUUAUCGAGGAGACUGAGGAGGUCAUGUAG
This is a messenger RNA of Parastagonospora nodorum SN15, 1776 nucleotides long. RefSeq lists its product as hypothetical. Gene Ontology annotation, molecular function: translation initiation factor binding; RNA binding; translation initiation factor activity. Gene Ontology annotation, biological process: translational initiation. Gene Ontology annotation, cellular component: eukaryotic translation initiation factor 3 complex. The record is from RefSeq and is a predicted model, not a curated record. The transcript is spliced from 3 exons. Lineage: Eukaryota; Fungi; Ascomycota; Dothideomycetes; Pleosporales; Phaeosphaeriaceae. Bases 1 to 1776 code for a protein of 591 amino acids.